Molecule: messenger RNA, 2085 nt
Organism: Lodderomyces elongisporus
Lineage: Eukaryota; Fungi; Ascomycota; Pichiomycetes; Serinales; Debaryomycetaceae
Gene: FGR47
Product: Fgr47p
Exons: 1
Coding region: 1-2085 (694 amino acids)
Source: RefSeq, a predicted model, not a curated record
AUGUCUUACCCAUUAAAUGCCGAGCGCGCUGGUUUAGUACCCGAGGAUGUCUUUAAGGCGUUUAUUGAAGCCAACCUGAAAUUACCACGUACAGAUAUGGUUGUUGCUAGUGCAGCUGGUUCAAUUGCCGAUAUGAGAGCACAAUCGUUAAAGGAAGGGUUUGCCAUUGAAGAUCGAGACCAUGCGCAAAAGCAGAGCAAAGAAUGGGCAGAUAGCAACGCUAGUAAAGAGCAACAAAAACUUGAAAAUGGAAUUGAAAACGAACAAGAAAAAGAAGAAGAACAAGAAGAAGAACAAGAUGAUGAUGAGGAUAAUGAUAACGAGGAUAAUGAAGAGGAAGAAGAGGACGAUGAUUAUGAUGAAGAUGAAGAUGGUGAUGAGCAAGAAAAUAAUGACAAAACUAAAAAUGAACAAAAAUACAAUGAUAACCACCGAAAACAAUAUCGCGAUCUUAGUCAGCUGGACUUUAGAAAUCGAAAUGACAAAAAUAAUGGCGAUGGACAUGAAGAUGACGAAGAGACUUUGGAAUAUAAAAGAUACUAUGAUGAAAUUGAUAACGAACUAUACGAUGAUAAAUACUGGGAAGAACUUAUUAAACAGAAAGGCGAAUUCAAACAUGUUUUUGUUGACCCGCGAUUUACACAUGUUCAACCAAAGCUUAGUAGUGAAAAGCAUAUCAACAAUGAACCUCUUGGAGCAUCUAAGGGUAGAAGUCAACAAUUCGAUCGAAAAAAGUCAGAAUUUGAAGAUAUUUAUAGUUGUCAGUAUUUGCCACGAAAGGAGAUUACCUACAAACGGUCGAGUAUGACGCCACAAACUUUACGCCAAGAAUUGGCAGAUAAAGAGGAGCAAAGGAAACAAUACAAGCGUUGUUUAGACUGGUAUGAUCAGUAUUUGGGUAAGGACAAAGACAAUUUUUACCAUGCCAAAAAGAUGUCGUUGCUUCGAAGAUUGCGCAUCUUGAAUGAUUGCAAGAUUCGAUUUCAAAGUUGGUCAGGAGAUGAGGAUAUACGUGACCCCGAGUUGGCUCAGUAUAUGGCGCAAUGUGAAAUUGAACGUGAUUAUGAGUUGACCAGGAUUAAGUUAUUUGAAAAAUACGAAAUGUUGAAAACAUCGUUAACUUUUUACCAAGACUCGAAUCAUGUUUAUAAGCAUUUGAAUGCAGUAUUGAUCAACAAGUUGGAAAAAUUGAAAAACUUUUUUGAAUAUCAAAAAGAGUUAUUUGAAGGAUAUUUAGCCAACGACAAAUCAGAUGUGUUUGCAAUUGAAAGUAAAGAGUCUACAAGAUUAUUCAGCGGUAUUGCCAGCAAGAACAAUUUGGAGAACGAUUUAGUAGAGAGUAAAGGUAUACUGGGAAAUUCACGGGAAGCCACAUCUUUGCUCACUGCAAAUGAUCAACUUAUGCAACUCUUGUCAAAAGCUCAAACUAAUACGAAAUUUCCUGUUGUUCAUGAUUUUAUGCCACUUAUUACUCAAAGGGAAUUUGCAAUAAUCACGAGCGAUAUACCUAAAAAAGUCAAGAAUGAUCUCAAAAUCAGUUCUUCGGCAAAUGCUCACAAUCCAGCUAAUAACAAGAACAAGAACAAGAAUAAGAAUAGUUCCACAAUGUCAUUAACACCAUCAUCGGCGUCAUUAAAACACAAGAUCUUCAAAAACCCAUUGUAUGAUCACGUUGCGGGUGCUUCCGGAUCAGACACGAAUGCAAGUGAUACAAAUACUGCUGGAAGUAGUGGUGCAACUGCUGGAAUGUUGAGAAGUAACGCACCAGUGCAACCGCCAAAGAGGAGAGGUAGACGUGCUGCUGGUGCUGCUGGUUCAGGUGGUGCAAUGUCAUCUGCAAAUGGAACCAUAAGCGGGUCAGAAGGCGCAUCGCCUCUACCUCCAUUUCCGUACGAUCUUAGUACCGCAAGUAAUGGUUCGGUUACUUAUGGGGGUGGUAAUGGGGGAGACGGAAAGUAUUCGGAAGCUGGAUUGUUAGCGAAAAUCACCAAGCAUUUCUAUGGGCCGCAAAUGGCGAACAAUGAAGAGUUGGUUGAUGAUUUAAAGAUGAUGGGUAUAGAAACGAGAUGGCCCGUGGGGAAAUAG